Messenger RNA from Syngnathoides biaculeatus (alligator pipefish), 2500 nucleotides. It is a transcript of the gene slc25a40, whose product is annotated as solute carrier family 25 member 40. The coding region runs from base 177 to 1217 and encodes 346 amino acids. The record is from RefSeq and is a predicted model, not a curated record. Lineage: Eukaryota; Metazoa; Chordata; Actinopteri; Syngnathiformes; Syngnathidae. Gene Ontology annotation, biological process: mitochondrial transmembrane transport. The transcript has 10 exons.
AAACCUAUGUUAUGAAACGUUUCAUCAUGUGCGGGUGGUGUUCUUGGCUGAACCAGCGGAGUAAACACGUGUUUCGUGUAAAUCUUUCGCUUGUAAAACAGUAGUGCUUACCUCUUGGGAUGUCAUUUUAAUGCAAACAAGGAUUCGUCGAUGUGAAGGUCUUUUUGGGAGGAAACAUGAGCGGUCAACAUCGCUCCACUCCGGCCAAAGAAAACGGCAUUUCUCCAAUUCAACAGAUGGCGGCGUCCUGCUCGGGAGCGUUGGUCACGUCGCUGUUUGUGACACCCUUAGAUGUUGUGAAGAUCAGACUUCAAGCACAGAAAAAUCCUUUCCCUAAAGGAAAAUGCUUUGUCUACUGCAACGGCCUGAUGGACCAUAUUUGCGUGUGUAUGAAUGGCAACAACAAGGCCUGGUAUAAAGCGCCAGGACACUUCAACGGCACAGCGGACGCGCUUGUCAAGAUCGUUCGGAAUGAAGGCGUCAGGUCCUUAUGGAGCGGUCUCCCUCCAACUCUUGUGAUGGCCGUGCCAGCAACUGUCAUCUACUUCACUAGUUAUGACCAGCUACGUGCACUACUAAGGGUAAAAAUGGGCAAACACGAGCAGUUCGCCCCAAUGGUGUCGGGAGCCAUUGCUAGAGUGGGUGCGGCCUCAGUGAUCAGUCCAAUUGAGCUUCUGCGCACCAAGCUGCAAUCUGAGAAGCUAUCGUACAGGCAGCUGAGAACUUGCGUGCGCACAGCUGUGGAGGUGGACGGCUGGGUGUCACUGUGGCGAGGUCUGGGACCCACGUUGCUCCGGGACGUGCCCUUCUCUGCGAUGUACUGGUACAACUACGAAAGAGGCAAGAGGUGGCUGUGCCAACACUAUGGCACCGGGGAGCCCACCUUCGCCAUGACCUUCGUGUCCGGCGCCACGUCUGGCACGAUUGCAUCCAUCUUAACUUUGCCAUUUGAUGUGGUCAAAACAAGAAGGCAGGUGGAACUGGGGGAGCUGCAAGCAAUGAAUUUGUCACACAAGGCAUCCUCCACUGUCAGUGUCAUGAAGAAGAUCGUGACACAGCACGGCAUCAAAGGCUUGUUUGCAGGUUUCCUUCCUCGGGUGAUCAAAGUGGCGCCGGCCUGCGCCAUCAUGAUCAGCUCCUAUGAGUUGGGAAAGGAGUUUUUUCGCAAACACAACCAGGAUCGAGAACUUCGACAUCUGCACACCAGAAACACCUGAAAAAUUAUGAGUGGCCACCCCUCUUACACUGGGUUCAAACAAGCAAAGUUGAGAGACGAUUAAAAGUACAUUAUUAUAGUUAUUAUAAAUUCAUAUUCCAUGAUGAAAUGCUUCUGUUUGCACAACUGAAAUUCAAUGAGGGGACAAAUCCCUGGUACAAACAGGUAAAAUCUGAAUAGUUUACACCGUCCCAUCAAACAGAGUUGUAAUUGUGUAUAUGCCACAAAAUAAUGGCAAAGCACUUGAGACAGAGGAUCAUAAAACAGCAACAUGCUUCAAGCAUAUUGACAAGCAUGAACCAUUGCUGCUUAAAUGACUGCAUUCCAUAUUCAACACACAAAAAAAACCACAUUAGGCUCAGCAAUAGUUUUAGCUAUUUUUGGCCUAAAUAACAUGCUAGCCCAAAUUUCUUUGACACAGAUGCAUAUGGUCAAUGGGAAUUCUUGAUUUAAAUAAUGAAUUAUGAAGCUAAUCAUAUUAUACAGUAGGUAUACACAUAUAAAAAGAACAGGUGCAAACUGAAUUGACAUGACGCAUUGGCAAACAAAUACUCCAAUUUUUGCCCAAAGGGUAGUAAAUCAUUAAAUGUGUUGCAUUUACAUAUAAACGUUCAUCUCAGAUGACAUGCUGUGGCGACCUUUUAACGGGACAAGCCGAAAGAAAUUUAUAUAUACAUACAAUACAUGUUGGGAAAUACAGGCCAAUUGUAUCACUAAUGUAGAUUAGACAAAGUAUUCGUAGCAGUGGGAGAGAAGCAAAACAUGAUUUCAGGUUCUAUUUUUACUGUGCUCAUGGAACUUUCAAGGAUCAUUAGUUUGCACGUGAUUGAACGCAUAUGGUAAAAAAACUACCAAAUUAUUCAUCCUAACAGAAAAAACACUCCACAAGAUGGAGCCAAAGUAAUAAGAACGUUUAUUCUUUUGGCCUGAGCACCAAAACAGCAAAUAGGUAAUUUUUUUGUGCAAAGAACAUGAUGGGUUGCAAAAGAUUUAUGUGAAUGUCGAAGUGCCAAUAGGCAGGGAUUUACUAUAUGUCAGUGUUUGGGGGAGGGUGUUUCAGCCCACUCUUCCAGUUUAGAAUUUUCAACACUGUCAACUGCCCAUCAGAGAAAAUGUCAAGGGGGGUAUGGAAAAAGUAGAAAAAAAAAUCCCCCCCAAAAAUUUAAAAACCACUAUUAUAUGUUAAAAUCCAUUUUUGAGUACUGGGACCUACUUGUAUAUGUAUUUUCUUAAGACAUUUGCAUCUGCACUGUGCCUGAUGUUCUGACUAAAGCCAUAAAACUG